Molecule: messenger RNA, 671 nt
Organism: Pelobates fuscus (common spadefoot toad)
Lineage: Eukaryota; Metazoa; Chordata; Amphibia; Anura; Pelobatidae
Product: gamma-crystallin 1-like
Exons: 3
Coding region: 82-609 (175 amino acids)
Biological process (GO): visual perception; lens development in camera-type eye
Molecular function (GO): structural constituent of eye lens
Source: RefSeq, a predicted model, not a curated record
AGCAAGAGACAUGGUAUAUAAAGACCUCUCGUCCUGUGUAACAGCAGACAAUUGUUUGAGACAAUCAACUCAACGUUGAAAAUGGGAAAGAUAAUCUUCUAUGAAGAUCGUAACUUUCAGGGACGCUCUUAUGAGUGCAGCUCUGAGUGUUCCGAUUUGACCUCAUUCUUUCACCGCUGCAAUUCCAUCCGAGUAGAAAGUGGAAGCUGGAUCCUAUAUGAGAACCCCAACUAUAGAGGACACCAGUAUUACCUUAGCAGAGGAGAAUAUCCCGAUUUCCAACAAUGGAUGGGUUUCAACGACUCCAUCAGAUCUUGUCGUAUUAGCCCACAGCACCAAGGUUCAUUCAGAAUAAAGGUCUACGAGAGGGAGGAUUUCCGAGGUCAGAUGAUGGAGUUCACUGAAGAUUGUCCCAAUGUCUAUGAAAGAUUCCGUUAUCAUGACAUUCACUCCUGCUAUGUUCUUGAUGGUUAUUGGAUGUUCUAUGAGGAACCAAAUUAUAGAGGCCGCCAGUAUUACCUGAGACCUGGAGAAUAUAAAAUAUAUACUGACUGGGGUGCCAUGAACCCAAAAAUUGGCUCAUUCAGAAGACUCCAUUAUUUUCAAUAAAUAGUAGUAUUGAGUGAGUCGGGAUGUAAUUCAAAAUUAAUUAAAAAAGAUAAUAAUGGUAA